Messenger RNA from Colletes gigas, 4543 nucleotides. RefSeq names its product flocculation protein FLO11 (gene fid). Gene Ontology annotation, cellular component: nucleus; cytoplasm. The coding region runs from base 382 to 4263 and encodes 1293 amino acids. Gene Ontology annotation, biological process: tRNA wobble uridine modification. The transcript has 9 exons. The record is from RefSeq and is a predicted model, not a curated record. NCBI's taxonomy places the organism in Eukaryota, Metazoa, Arthropoda, Insecta, Hymenoptera, Colletidae. Gene Ontology annotation, molecular function: tRNA binding; S-adenosylmethionine-dependent methyltransferase activity.
CACCGUCGAACGCGGGGCUGCUGGAGGGUCGGUCUGUUUCAAUAGUCGAAGGGAACGCGUGCACCAUCCGGGUAAAAUCGGUGUAUAUUUUGUUGUGUCACGCGCAGCCCACGUCCAACGACAGUUCUGCGCGGUCAAUUUCUCACGGAUCCCCUGCGACUUUUCUCAUGUGAAUAAAUCGUCGCGCGUUUCCCGACGUGUUAUGGCGUGGAAGUGGUGGUCAACCAUUGCAGUGCUGUCGUUUUCGUCCGACGAUACCGGGAUAUAUCGCCACAUCGACGCCCAGCUGUGUUGAAAUUCGCCACCGACGAAACAUGAAGUUACCACCCCUGUCAUGACCCAGUAUCGCGGAUGAGGGGGUAAACCAUCUUAGCGAGAGGGAUGUCUGAAAGCGACGGAGAGCAAGUUGCUCGGUCGGUGGCCUUGGAGCAAGCCUACGUCCACGAAGUUUACGAGCAAUGCGCCGAAAAAACUGUCCAGAGUAGACACUGGCCACGGAUCUACCAGUUUCUCGAAGAAUUGGAGCCUGGAGCCCUCGUUUGCGACAUUGGUUGUGGCAACGGGAAGUACCUCAGCGUUAAUCACAGCAUCUUUAAAGUGGGAGUGGACCGGUGCAAGCGUUUCACGGAUAUCGCGCGUGAGAAGGAAAAUGAGGUGCUGAUCUGCGACAAUCUAGCCCUACCGUUUCGAGAUGAGAGCUUCGACGCGGUGCUUUCGAUCGCUGUGGUCCACCACUUCGCCACCACCGAAAGGAGGGUUCACGCGUUGAAAGAACUCGCGCGAGUACUGCGAAUCGGUGGUCGGUUGGUCAUAUCCGUGUGGGCUAUGGAACAAAGGCAUCGAAAGUUCGAGUCUCAAGAUGUCUUGGUACCAUGGCCCAAAGCGUACUGCGCGAACUCUGCGUUGAACAGAUCGAAACGUACCGGCGCGCCGAGCCUCAGCGACGUGCACUCGAAUCAAAACGCUCAAAAGUACUUAUCUUCCAAGAGGAACAGCCAACGAAAAUGCAAAAGCAAGAGCUAUUGGAUCGACCCGAUAUUCAGCCCGUCGCCGUCGACCAGCAGCCUAUCCAGCCCCAACGAGACCUGCUACAGCUUCGUACGGCGUGCUUUGCAGAAAUUGGCCGGAGGUAGGCGUGGGUCUGGUGGUCGGCCUUGGUUUCUUGAAAGUUGGCAGAGCGGCAGCGGUAAAGGUCGAAGGGAUUACGAGCACGAGGAGCCCCAGGACGUGGACGAGCUGCCCAUCGAGCUGCGUCGCGUGGAGAACGUGAACGUGACGCUGACCAAGCAGCAAGACUCGUUGAGCAUCAAGUCGAAGAGUCUCGGGGACAUCCUGGAGAUUCAGCAGCUGGACCUGGUGAGGUCGAGAUCCAGCAUACCCGGGCUGUGUUCCGUGUUGACGUCCGAAUUAAAUUUGGACGGCGACUCCAGGACGUCGUCGUCGAUGAGUGGCUCGAAGCCACGGCUGGUCAAACAGAAGUCUCAUUUGGUAGACGACGUCGGUUUGGAAAAUCCUGAUAACACUGCCAUUCAAGAACUAACUAAGGACGUUCCAGACUAUCAGAUAACACCCACUCACUGCUCGAAGCGAGGAAGCAUCGUGAAGCAGAGCUCUAUGAACGAGGAGCUGAUGUCCACGGAGAGGCUGGAGGAGAAGGAGAGGGUACGACGGAACAUAAUGAAACAGGCAUCCCUGAACGAGGAUCUGAUCUACAAAGGAAACACGUUCGAAGCCCUCAGAGACUCCCUCUACUCCGGGAACGCGACUAGAAGGUUUCAGCUGUUGAAAAGUGGCCUUACGAACAAGAUCAAACAGUCGACGACCAACAUCGAGGUCUCCGGGCUGUCGUUGAAGAACGGUUUCGUGAAGAUCCUCCAAGGUUGGAAGUCGAGCGACAGCGACACGCCGGCGUCGGACGCGGCCAACGACGACGCGUCGAAAACGAAAGCCAACGAGAAAGUACCACCCGCGACGACGCUGAAGAGAGAAGCGGAGGGCGUGGAGAGACGUCUGUCCCGAGAGGACGGUUCCGAUUCCUCCAAGGACAGCAGUCUGCAGAGCGACACGAGCGUCGACUCCGAGGACAGUUUCGCGUCCGUGAUCUACGUGCCAAAACAGGACGCACCGCCGUUGGCGAAGAUUAUCCCCCCCAUACCCACCGGUUAUCAGUUACGCAGCACGUCAGCCCCUCCCUCUCCGCGCGUCAAACACCCUCCCGACAUGUCCAACGCGAGGCUCAAGCUUAUUUCCAUAUCACCCCUGCUCAAACAGUUCCCGGCUACGAGCAAGUCCUUGCCACCGCCCAGUCCCCCUGGUCUGUCUCCCCGUACCCUGAAUCCCAUGUUCCCGAGACCGUUCUUCGCCUCCGCGACCGCUCCGCAACCGUUGCCCGGGGAGACGACGAUCGUCGCUAAGAAAACGGACGCCUCGAACGGCGGUUGCCAGUCGCCGAGCGCAGAACCACAGCCCAGUAGAAGGAACAGCGAGGCGGAGGUUUGCGGUAGAAAUAGUUCCUUGGAAGGGAAGAAGCCCAGUUUGCAAGCUAUACGCGCCUAUCGAUCCAUGUCGGAGACCAUCGACAUCGAAGAGCCCAAGACUGUCGAGGACACUGCACCGCUGCUACCAACCGCGGAGGAGACCUUGGACGCAACGUCGCAGGAGAAGAGCCAGGAGACGAGCCAGGAGACCAUCAAGGAGGAGGAUAGUCGCAAGGCCAGACUGAACCAGAUAAAGGAGUUGUUGAAGCAGAAACCAGGUUUCGCGACGCGGACCAAACCGUCGUUCCCGUUGGUCAGACGCGCCUCGACCACGACCAGCGGUCGUCUGGAGACCGUUCUGCCACGAUUGCUAUCCCUGGAGCUGUUCAAUCCGGAAACGGACGAUCUGGACAGCGACUCCAGCGGCGUGUCCUCGCCUGAAUCCGUGGGCUCGGUGAUCAUCGUGUUCUCGGAUGAAAGGUACAUGAAAAAGGAGAACGCAAAGUCCGAGUGUACCGAGUCGAAAGUAUCGGAUACCAGCAACGUGACCGCCGAGGAGUCGUCAGGUAGCGUGGCAGACUCGAAGGAAGAAGAUACCAAAGGGGACAGCGUCUCGUCUCCGUCUUCGAGGCUCCUGGAGGCAGCGGCGAACGUUGCCAGCUCCUUGGAGGACGCCGUGGAGACUGCUAUCCAGAAAACUCAAGGUCGAUCGCACCAGUCGCAAGUAACGGAACAACGAAGCGUCGAUACGUCGCUGACCACCGAGAAGAAGCUCCGAACCAAGCACUCGAGUUCCACCGAGAGCUACCAGCUGCCCGAAGUGGAGGACACCUGGAGCGAGGAGUGUCGCAAGCAUCUGAUAGACUUCACCGAGAAGCUCAGCGAGAACCUGAUGCAGGAUACCGGGCAGGAUCAGUUCUGUCAGAAGUCGGAGAUCGAAGUGGACGCGUGCAACCAGAGGAUCCUGGACGAUGCGUUGCCAACGACCAAGGGAUCGGACCUGGUCAAGCGUAACGCGACGCUGUUCGACGUAAACGUGGCCAAAUCCGCAAAGUCUUGUAAAUACAACAACCUGUCGAACACGAUCGCUUGGCUGAGCAACAACAGCAACGGCUUCCACGCGAACACCGAGAAGAUACCGUUGGACACGGUGAACACGACCGAGACGGACAAAACGCUGAUGCAUCGAAGCACGUCGGAGGACAUAAUGGACUUCGUGAUGGUCUCGAACACCGGCGAGUUCAUGAACGAAAGGGAGAACGCUUCGUUGGACAAGCAUCCGUCGAAGCAGCCGUAUCUGAGGACAGCGAACUCGAUGGAGUCGAGCGACAUCGGCGAGUCCAUCGACAACACGAUCAGCCUAAGCGAUGGUAGCCACGCGGAGUCGACCGGUAGGCUAUGCAGCAGCAUGGUGUCGCUGUUGUCGUCCAACAACGCCGAGUAUCCGAAAUCGUACGCGGAGAAGCGUAAACUUCAGAUACAAAGACGAUCGGCCUCCGAGGAGACACCGUCCAGGUAUCCCGACAACGGCAAACGCAGCACCGAUUGUCUGGUCACCACCACCGGUAGCAACGGCUCGUUGACCGCCUCCUCCUCCCAGGAGUCGUUACCGUCUGACCGCGGCGGCGGAGCUAUCACCUACCAUCAGUACUAUCACGUGUUCAGGGAGGGCGAGCUGGACCAACUGAUAAACAAAUACGUGGAGAACCUGCACAUCAUCUCGUCCUACUACGACCACGCGAGCUGGUGCAUCGUCGCGGAGAAGGUGCAAGUCUGGACUAUAUGACUCGGGGCCCGCGGCCGAGUUACGAGCACAACUUUCUGCGCGUCGGUUUCUCGCGAGGCGUCGCGCUCGGUGCCCGACCACUCCGCCAGGCGGAUCACUUAUCGGGGAAGUUAAUCAGUUUCGCGAACCUUUGCGCGAGAGCACCGUGACGUUAUCCUUUCGGAUUACGCGCGGCCGGUUUCAUUUACGUUUGGAACGCGUGCACGCCGAUCGAAUACAUCGAUACGGAUACGUAUGGGUUUAAACAGGACCGUGACUAGACAGUUUAACUCGGGGGUAG